AUGUCUUCGACUGAAUCUGUUUUUGUUGAUCAAAUAAAUUUAGUAGAGAAUGAUAUUAAUUUUGACACUCCAAAUCGUAAUGAAAUUCUUAGAAAUGGUCUCAGAAGACCCUCAGCUGAAAAUCUUUUAGGAAGAGGAAGUUUUGGGACAGUUUUUAAAGGUGUUUAUAAAGGUAGAAAAGUUGCUGUAAAAAUUAUAAAAAAUCAAAAUAAUGGUGAUAAAUUUCCAGCUGUUAUUAACGAAAUCAAUAUUCUUAAUUGGGAUCAUGAAAAUAUAAUAAAAAUUUUGCAUGUUGAAAGUACAUUAAAACAAAGUGCUGUUAUUAUGGAAAGAUUUCAAGGGCAAUGUUUACAAUUAAUAAUUGAUCAAAUUGAAUUGUCAGUCCAACAUAGAUUAAGAAUUGCAAAAGAUAUUAUAUGCGGUUUAAAUUAUUGUCAUAAAAAUGGUAUUUUACAUUUAGAUAUUAAACCACAAAAUAUUCUAGUAGCAUUUGAUUUAGAUACAAAAAAUGAUAUUUUAAAAAAUUAUUCGUGUAAAAUAUGCGAUUUCGGUUCAUCACAAAUUAUUUCUAAAAAUAAAAUAGAAAUUAAAUUAUCAAAUUUAUUAGCACCAAUUGGUACAAUUCGUUAUAUGUCACCUGAAGCUUUAAAGAAUGAGAAUUUAACUCCUGCUUCUGAUAUCUAUUCGUAUGGUGUAACAAUUUGGCAGCUUAAAUCAAGAAUAUUACCCUAUUAUAAUAUUGAUUGUAAUGAUACAGUAGCAUAUAAAGUUGUUAAAGUAAAUUUACGGCCUAGUACACCAACUGAAGAUAUUGAAAAUUGUUUUCAAUUUAAUAAUACUCAUAAUGAUUGUAUAUGUCAACAAUUUUCAUCAGAAAUAUCUAGUGACAGGAACAGAAAUUCAAGUAGCAUUAAUAAUCUUCAACCAUUACGUAUGUUAUCUUCAUCUCCUUUUCGUAGAAUACAAAAGGAAUAUAAAAAUUUAACAAGUGAAAUAAAGUAUAAUAAUAAUUUUAAAGAAAAAAAUAAUGAAUUAUUAGAUCUUGAUGUAAAUUUUUACCAGAGAAAAGCAAUGAAAAAAUUAAAGUUUUCAAAUAUAAGUGAAAAUUGUGAACAAAAUUUAAAUUUGGAAGAAAUUUUUGUUAAACGUAGAAAUUCUCAGUGUGAAUUGAAAGAACAGCUUUAUAAGGCAAUCUACACUAAAUGUUGGAACAAUAAUCCACUAUCAAGACCUUCGGGAGCCGAAAUUGAAAAUAAUAUUACGAAACUGUUAAAAUAAUGUUAUUCUUAUUAGUUUUUUCUUAAUUUAUAAAAGUUGUGUUACCAUUCUUUAAAAAGCUUUAUAUUUUGUAUGUUAAAAAUGUUGUUGAUCAUUAGUGUCAA
Messenger RNA from Condylostylus longicornis, 1382 nucleotides. RefSeq names its product serine/threonine-protein kinase mos (gene Mos). Gene Ontology annotation, molecular function: protein kinase activity; ATP binding. Gene Ontology annotation, biological process: protein phosphorylation. The transcript has 4 exons. Bases 1 to 1278 code for a protein of 425 amino acids. The record is from RefSeq and is a predicted model, not a curated record. NCBI's taxonomy places the organism in Eukaryota, Metazoa, Arthropoda, Insecta, Diptera, Dolichopodidae.